AAGGACUGCCCACUGAAUGCCUAUAAAAUACAAUGUGCAUCAGACUUGAAGACUGCAGAAACCAACAGCACAUUCUCAAUAAAGAAUCCUGAUUCUCCUGGAAUUGCUAGUUACCGGCAACAAAAUGUGGAUUCUUGCAACAGUUGUAAUGCUAAAUGUGUGGGCUGUAACAGCAGACGAUGUACUUUCAUCAAAAAUAGACAUCAUUGAAGAACUACAGAAAAUAAAGACCGUGGGAACAAGGAUGGAGAAGGAAAUGGAACGACUAAAAACAGAGAACGAAGAACAAGCAAAAGAACUGAAGAUUUUGUAUGACACAAAGAUCCAAAUGGAUGAACUAAUAAAGCAGAAUCAAGCUCCUAAAGUGGCUUUCUCAGCCUCUCUGUUGACCUCUUUUGGACCACAAAGCGUUGGACCCUUUGAUGGUGAUUUACACACCCUGAUUUACAAACACAUUUUCCUCAACACUGGAAACGCCUAUGAUGCAAAUACAGGAAUCUUCACAGCACCUGUGAGGGGAGUGUAUGUAUUCAGGGUUUUCUCAAAGGCGUUCGGAAAUCCACUGAGAGCUGUUACCGCAGGCCUGUUUAAAAAUGACCAGCAUAUAAUUUCUACACACGGACACCAAGAAGCUGGUUUUAUCAGUUCUUCAAAUGGAGUCUCUCUGCUGCUAGAAAAAGGGGAUACAGUGAAAGUAAAUCUCUAUGCUGGCCAAUGGAUAUUUGACAAUGGAGAACACCAUCACAGCACAUUCAGUGGACAUCUGCUUUUCCCCAUGUAAACUUGCAGACAGUUUAUUCACCCAAAAAAUCUAUUCAUAAAUAAAGGAUGUAUACAAUCCUUAAAAAAAAA
Messenger RNA from Pimephales promelas (fathead minnow), 852 nucleotides. Its product is annotated as cerebellin-1. The record is from RefSeq and is a predicted model, not a curated record. Lineage: Eukaryota; Metazoa; Chordata; Actinopteri; Cypriniformes; Leuciscidae. Gene Ontology annotation, molecular function: protein binding.